CCCAGCCAUGCUAUAAAAAAGCACGAUUUCCAUGCAAGCUAGGUCUCAGACAGUGAGGUGAUGGGGGCAGGAUGGUCACAAGAUGAGGCUCCACAGUCUAGUCAAGAACCCAGGAACACAAUAUCACAGAGCCAAGACAUUCAUUACAAGGCAACUGAGACCACCCCAGAAUUGAACCUCCCCCUCCCUCAUGCCUACGAAGAUAUUGUGAAGGAUGCAGAUUCACCAGUUGACAAGUCUUCUACAGAGAAGCUCUAUCGUCAGCUUCAUGGUGGAGUAUUCUUGAACCAGAAGAGGAAGAAGUAUUGGGUUGACGAGAAGUCUAAAAGCAACUGCUUCAUGUUAUUUGCACGGAAUCUCUCAAUCAAUUGGUCUGACGACAAACGUUAUUGGCACUGGCCCUACCUAAAAGAAACCAAUGAUGUGUUUGUUGACAUUGCCGAACUGCUAAAGGUUUGCUGGCUGGAAGUUAAUGGAAAAUUUGAAACACGAAAGCUCUCACCAGGGGUUACCUAUGAGGUUAUAUUUGUUAUAAUGUUGAAAGAACCUGCUUAUGGGUGGGAAGCUCCAGUGAACUUUACACUUGUUCUCCCAGAUGGAAACAAAAAAGAACAGAGACAAAGCUUGAAGGAAAAGCCAAGGGGACAAUGGAUAGAGAUCCCAGUAGGGCAGUUUGAUACGUCAUCAAAUAAGGAUGCAGAAAUUGAAUUCUCUCUGUACGAAUAUCAAAGCGGGAAGUGGAAGAGAGGGCUAGUAAUUAAAGGUGUUACCAUUCGGCCAAAAAGUUGAAAUAUCCAAGAAUUUUAACCACAUGCAGUUUUCUGCUUACCUUUUUAUGUAAGUGUUUCAUAAACAUGUUAUGAAUAACCACAAGUACUAGAGUACUUCCUAAUACAGUAUGAGUGUCCAAAUAAAA
Molecule: messenger RNA, 916 nt
Organism: Cornus florida
Lineage: Eukaryota; Viridiplantae; Streptophyta; Magnoliopsida; Cornales; Cornaceae
Product: protein PHLOEM PROTEIN 2-LIKE A1-like
Exons: 3
Coding region: 61-789 (242 amino acids)
Source: RefSeq, a predicted model, not a curated record